This is a messenger RNA of Myxozyma melibiosi, 5517 nucleotides long. RefSeq lists its product as uncharacterized. Gene Ontology annotation, biological process: regulation of ARF protein signal transduction. Bases 161 to 5251 code for a protein of 1696 amino acids. NCBI's taxonomy places the organism in Eukaryota, Fungi, Ascomycota, Lipomycetes, Lipomycetales, Lipomycetaceae. The record is from RefSeq and is a predicted model, not a curated record. Gene Ontology annotation, molecular function: guanyl-nucleotide exchange factor activity. The transcript is spliced from 5 exons.
ACGCGAAGAAUAAGCCUGCGCGUGACGCUACCCCAUUGCGUCCUCUCUUCCUCGGUCUGUGGCCGUAUUAGAGAUCCCAGUCACUCGGUCUGCGGGCGAUUCUUGCUCUUUGUCAUCUUUCCCUGCCGCGUGUUGUGUAUCCUAGACCUCUGGGCUGCAGAUGGACUACUCGCCCGGGCUUCCCCCGCUUAACACAGCGGCCGCCAUGCCUCUUCCACCGCGGAUAUCCUCAUUCACGCAAUCGUGCACAAUCUCCAUCAAUCCGAUAUCGCUCGUGAUCAAUGAGUGCAUCACCAUCACCUCGGCCAUGCGCAAGAACGCGCGAUGGGCGCAGUCAGGUGUCGCUGCCAUCCUCGGCACCGCAGGCGAGGACGCGCAGGAGGACCUUGGCCUGAUUGCGCGUCUUGGUCUGCGCACGAAGCGGACGAGGACGACGCAGGAUAAUCCCUUGAUGGCUGGUUUCACAAAGUUGAGAUCCGAUUUGGUCGAGUGCAGAGACAUAUCUACGUUUGACACUGCUGCUCUCUUUCAUCCAUUUCUGCAGGUCAUUCGAUCCUCCUCGAUAACAGGCUCAAUUACAUCACUAGCCCUGAACGCAAUCACAAAAUUCUUCACCUAUCGCAUCAUCUCACUCAGCUCCCCGCGCCUCCCACUAGCCAUGCAACUACUCUCUUCUGCAAUCACUCACUGCAGAUUCGAAGCCUCGGACUCGGCCCAAGACGAGGUCGUUUUACUUCGGAUCCUGCGAUUGAUGGAGUGCAUGAUGUGUGGCAUCGGCGGUGAUUUGCUAUCGGACGAGAGCGUGUGCGAGAUGAUGGAAACCGGACUAAGUAUGUGCUGCCAGAUGCGACUAAGCGAGAUGCUGCGGCGAUCGGCCGAGAUGUCGAUGGUCAACAUGUGCCAGCGAGCGUUCGAGCUCUUGAAGCAGAUCGAGCCUGAGUCGUCGGUCGCGGGCGUCGUCGAGGAAAUGACGAGCAUGCUCAGUCCUAAUACCGCAAACGUGCAAAUGGGCGAGCCCGUAUCUGCCGUGCCACACGCCGCUUCGCCUGUCUUUGACUCGCCUAAUCCGCAGAUGGGUGACUUCCAAGUACCUCCCUCGAACGCGAUCAAUGAUGACCAGUACGCCGACAUUGAUCUGAAGCCGUACGGCUUGCCUUCUAUCCGAGAGUUGCUCCGGGUGCUGAUUUCUUUGCUCGAUCCCAACGAUCGUCAACACACGGAUUCGAUGCGCGUCAUGGCUCUGCGCAUCAUCGACGUCGCGUUUGAAGUCGCCGGUUCAACCAUCGCAAACCAUCCGUCGCUUCAAGUACUCGCUGUCGACGAUCUGUGCCGUCAUCUCUUCCAAUUGAUCCGGUACGACUCUCCCCAGCUUCUCCAGACCUCUCUCCGUGUUUCAUCCACAGUUUUACAUACAAUGCGCCCCCAUCUCAAACUGCAGCAAGAGUUGUUGCUGUCUUAUGUCAUCUCCUGCCUGCAUUUGCGCGUCGAGAUUCCCCGCGAAAACGGCGUCGAUCCAAGCCUUUACGAAAGCAUCCCGUCCACACCAACUGUCCUCCACCGAUCCGCUUCUCAAAUGACGACGAGCAGUACCACCUCCGGUACCAGCACGCCUGUGAAUAUCAAGGAGCGGCAGAAGCUUGGAAUGGAGGGAAGCGCACGUGGUCCUGAGGCAAGAGAGGCUAUGGUCGAAUACCUGAGCGGGUUGGCGAGGAUACCUAGUUUCAUGGUCGAUCUCUUUGUCAAUUAUGACUGCGAUGUCGAGCGGGUUGAUCUUUGCUCGGAUCUUGUCGGAAUGCUUAGUAGAAACGCAUUCCCAGAUGCGGCAAUAUGGACAACACCAAACGUCCCGCCUCUUUGCCUCGAUGCCUUGCUAUCGUACGUCUCGUUCAUAGCUGAUAGAUUAGAAUUAGCGCCAAAGAACAAAGACGACUAUCCUACCGCCGAGGAUUUGAUUGUUCGCCGAAGCAAAAAGCAGUUAGUCAUCAAGGGCACAGAAAAGUUCAACAAAAACCCAAAGCAAGGGAUCCAAUUUCUCGUCGAAAACGGCAUCAUCGACGACGGAAGCAAUCCCAAAUCUGUGGCGGACUUUCUCCGAAACACGUCGCGGAUCAACAAGAAGCUUCUCGGUGAGUUUCUGGCCAAGCCGUCAAACAAAGAGAUUAUGGAUUGCUUCAUCGACGGCUUUGAGUUUGAUGGCAAGCGGAUCGAUGUCGCGCUGCGCGAGUUGCUCGAGAGCUUUAGACUUCCUGGUGAAGCGCAGCAGAUUGAGCGGAUUGUCGAGAAGUUUUCGGAGCGGUACUGUGAAUUCUCGCCCAAGGACGUGGCUAAUAAGGAUGCCGCUUUUGUGCUGAGUUAUUCCAUUAUUCUGCUCAACACCGAUCUUCAUAAUCCCCAGGUGAAGAACAGGAUGACGUUUGAUCAGUACAAGAACAAUCUGCGGUCGGUCAACAACAACAAAGAUUUUGCGAUCGAGUACUUGGAGGAGAUUUACGAGGCAAUCAAAACCAACGAGAUCAUCAUGCCGUCUGAGCACGAUAACCAGGCGGGCUUCGAGUAUGCCUGGAAGGGCCUUUUGCAAAAGUCGCAUGCUGCCGGACGCAUGCUUGUCUGCCAGGACACAAACAUAUACGACGCCGAGAUGUUCCGAGCAACUUGGAAGCCCGUUGUCGCGACCCUGGCGUACGUUUUCACUUCUGCGACUGAUGACAUGGUGUUUAUGCGCGUCAUCACGGGUUUCGAUCACUGCGCGCGGAUCGCCACAAAAUACGGCCUGCACGAGGUUCUAGACUACAUCAUCCUCUGUCUGGCGCGUAUCUCGACACUUUCGGUCGAGCCCGUGGGCAACAACACCGCAGACUCGACCGAGAUCCGGAUCGACGGCAGCAGUAUCACCGUCAGCGAGCUGUCGGUCGGUUUCGGACGAAAUUAUAAAGCGCAGCUGGCGACCGUUGUGUUGUUCCGCGUCGUGCGAGGGAACGAGUAUUUGAUUCGAGAUGGCUGGCGAGAUGUUUUGUAUAUCUGGUUGAACCUGUUUACGAACUCGCUCAUCUCGCCAUACUUUUCGGAAUUACAGGAUAAGCUUGACGUUCCCCCGAUCCCGAUCAUCAACGCAGUCAAUAUUAUCAAGAAGAAUGAUCCGAAAGACAAUAGCAUUUUCUCUACUUUGUCUUCCUAUCUGUCGAGUUAUGCGGUCGACAGUCCUCCCGAGCCGUCGGACGAAGAACUUGAGAGUACUCUGUGCACAGUUGACUGUGUGAACUCUUGCAAUCUGAGCGAGAUUUUUGACAACAUCUCCGCCCUUGAUCCCAGUAAUGUGAUCUACAUGAUCAAGUCCCUGCUUGACGAGGCAGUGCUGCUGCAGCAGAAGCGGCCGUUCACAACUCUACGCGACGAGCUCACGAACGAGACGUCGUCGGACGCCGGAAGCGGUACUUUCCCUGCGUCGUCUACGAUGAGUUCUCAGCCAUCAUCCGAUCGGAAAACGGUCCCAUUCCUUGCGCCUUUGAGCAUUUACGUUCUUGAGAUGGCGACCUGCCUGGUCGUGAAGGACUCUGCGUGCUUGAAGGCUCUCCGAGAGACGCUGAUGGAGACGUUCAAGACCAUUUUGGCGAAUGCCGAGAAUGCGUACCCGAUCGUGGUGGGCAGGAUCGCAUGCUAUAUGCUUGCGGUUCUGAGAAAGGUGAUUGCAGAGUAUGCUGCGUCACCUACGGAGGAAGGAUAUAAAGAGCUCGUCGAGCUUAGCGGGGAAGUGUUUGUCGGCAUCGCAAAGGUGAGCGGCGACAUUCUCCGAGACACCGAUGUUGUUGUCGCGUCUGCCAUCGUUCACUGCUUCCGUAGCUCGCCCGAAAACAUCCAGCUCGUGUUAGUGAACGCGCCGAACCAGGCGUUUUGGAAGACUCUGGAGGUGCUACAGGAAGUCACCGAGGCCGCGCCGCUGAUAUUCGAGCUCACGCAGGAGAUCACUGGGUUUGUUGACAUUGACGAGUUGGAAGCUAGAGAUGAGAAAGAAAGUCGACCGAAGCUAAGUCUGAUUCGUACGAGUGAAAACUUCCAGGCCGUGAUUGACCUGCUCGGUGACUUUGCGAGCGCGGGAAGUAUCGGAAGCGACUGGGAGCAGCGUCACGAUCAGCAGCGAAACGGGAAGCCCAAUCGUCGCAUGGCGGCAGGUCGGUCGGCGACGCCUUCCGUGCCGCCGGCGGUGCAGAAUCGGAAUAACGGGAUCGCGACGAGACCUAAUCGCCGAAACUACAGCACGCUCGAGAAGUCGACGACCGCGUCGGGUGGGAACAGCGGCCGGAAUAGCGACGAUAGUCUGCGAGGAGCGGCGAUGUUUAACGGGAAGCGGAUGACGGCUGCGGAGGUUAAUGCUGCGGUCGCGUCUGGCACGUUUGGAAUGCAGCGGCCGUAUGUCGAUGUUAUUGAGCGAGCGGUGAAGUCGGUGAAGAUGAUCAAUGAGUUCCGGCUCUAUGUCAAGGAGCUUGCAGAUGAAUCCAAGCUCAGUCGAGAUGAGGGCUGGACCACAUUCUGGCUUCCAAUCCUCGACGGUCUUCUCUUGCAAUGUCUGAACGCGUGCCGCGAAGUGCGCCAACAAGCCUUCGGCUCGCUCCAGCGCACGCUUCUAUCCCCCGAACUCUCGACCACCUACGACGCCUUCGAAUGGACCGCCAUCUUCGACGCCGUCCUCUUCCCGCUCAUCACAGGCCUUCUCCGCCCGGAAGUCUACCAAAGCGAUCCCCGCGGCAUGGGCGAGACGCGUCUGCAGGCCGCGUCGCUGCUCUGCAAGGUGUUUUUGUAUUACCUCGAGCGCAUGGCGGGAUGGGACGGCACGCUCGGGCUGUGGCUCCGCAUUCUGGACAUGAUGGACCGGUUGAUGAACAGCAGUCCGCGCGACAACCUCGAAGAAGCGGUGGCGGAGUCGAUCAAGAACGUGCUGCUCGUCAUGAGCUCGACCGAGUACCUCGUUCAUCCUAACCGCGCGGGCGGCGAUAAGCUCAAGCUAGAGCUCUGGUCAAAGACGUGGAAACGGCUGGAGCGGUUCAUGCCGUUGUCCGCGCUCGAGGGAUUACUCAUCGACGACGGAGUGAGCGCGUCUCCAGGCCGACCCGUCGACGUCGUCCUCGCUGCUGCUGCUGCUGCUGCUGCUGUAUCUUCCGAACCCGUCGCGGUAGAGAGCGCAACCUCCCCCACGGUUACCGACGACGCACAACCAGCACCACCUGCAGAGACAACGACAACGACGACGGCGGAGUGAAACCGACUGAACUUGCCUCAUACGCUUUUACAAGGCCAGCAUCUUCACCAAAGCAACAGCGAAACCACCCCACAAGUGACAUAAAGCGCGCGACUUCGUUCCUGUUCCCUUUCCUUUUUACCUAUUUUUUGAUGUUUUGUGUUGUCGUUUUUACUUUACUACAUUUAUCCGUUUUAUUAUUCGCUGGUCUGUAAUAUAGUUAGAGAGAAUUUUUCCCAUAGUCAGUUAAAAAUAAACACCAAAGUGUAUGAUUUUUGUUAUAAUUU